Messenger RNA from Cotesia congregata, 1089 nucleotides. NCBI's taxonomy places the organism in Eukaryota, Metazoa, Arthropoda, Insecta, Hymenoptera, Braconidae. The record is from the annotation of a GenBank genome assembly.
CAUACACUCCGUCAGAUAAAUAAAACAAGAACGUACACGAAUAUAUAAAAAAAAGCCGCAGGAAGUUGUUUUCAUUAUAAUCAAUUCUUAGACAUUCCUAUUUCUAUCAAUAAAAUUGUAAGUUAUUGAUAAUUGUCAGUAGUUGUUAAUCGAGUAAUUCCAUAAAAAAACUUAACCCAUUUUUUACUUAGUGUUUUUAAUAAAUUUGAUAAAAUUUUUAUUACAUAACCUAACACGUGAAGAUUAAGUGGAUUAUUGCAUAAAAUGUCAAGAUUAUUAAUAAAUUUGUGUCCUAAAAUAAAAACCCUGGUUUCAUCGGCUGCCGGGUCAUUGAUUGACGUUAAAUCUGUUAAUUUUAUAAACAGCACCCGCAAUUUUUCAAUAACAUCAAGAUUAUUGUCAGCCUGGCCGCAAAUCCAAAAGCGAGCUCCAGAAUUUACCGGUACUGCUGUUGUUGAUGGUGAUUUCAAGGAAAUAAAAUUAUCUGACUACAGUGGAAAAUACCUAGUCUUGUUUUUUUAUCCACUUGAUUUCACAUUUGUAUGCCCAACCGAGUUGAUAGCAUUCAAUGAAAAGCUAUCGGAAUUCAAGUCGCUAAACACCGAAGUAGUUGGCGUAUCAACAGACUCUCACUUCAGUCAUUUGGCGUGGAUAAACACUCCCCGUAAACAAGGCGGUCUGGGCGGGUUGGGUUACCCGCUGUUGAGUGACUUCAACAAACAAAUAUCCUCAAGGUACGGAGUCCUCUUAGACGAGCCGGGUGUUGCACUACGUGGUCUAUUCAUAAUUGACAAAGAGGGUUUCUUGCGGCAGAUGAGUGUCAACGAUUUGCCCGUGGGCCGCAGUGUUGACGAGACACUGCGUCUCAUAAAGGCUUUCCAAUUCGUGGAGAAACACGGGGAAGUUUGUCCCGCUAAUUGGCAACCCGACUCCAAAACGAUCAAGCCCAAUCCCAAAGACAGCAAGGAGUACUUCGAGACCGUAAAUUAAUAAAAUAAGUUUUGCUAUUAACAAUAAUUAAUAAUUAAAAAUUAAAAAUUAAAAAUUAAACGUACUUGAUAUAUUAUAUUAGAAAAUAUAAGUGGUCAC